Dendrobium catenatum is the source of this 342-nucleotide messenger RNA. RefSeq lists its product as uncharacterized. NCBI's taxonomy places the organism in Eukaryota, Viridiplantae, Streptophyta, Magnoliopsida, Asparagales, Orchidaceae. The transcript is spliced from 4 exons. Bases 1 to 342 code for a protein of 113 amino acids. The record is from RefSeq and is a predicted model, not a curated record.
AUGGAUUCUUUACAGGUCAGUAUUCAAGCUUUCAAUGAUGAAGAUCUUCAAGGGCGUCGUACUCUAGGAUUAUUUCUUCAUAGACGUAAGGCAGAGGUGGCAGAUUCCCUUAGAAAGGUCCACAUGUAUGUCGAUCCUCGCAAAAAGGUGACGGCUCGUUAUCAGUUGAUUUGUCCAUCAAAGAGAGAAGUCAUGGUGUUUGGGAGCUUUAAGCAGGCUAGAACUCUGCUGCCCAAAGCUCCAAAAGGCUGGGGCUGGAGAACUGCACUGUUGUUUGAUGAACUUGGUGAUCUGCUUCAGCGUGGAGCUCUGAGAGUUUCUGCUGUUGUGCAGCUUGUUUAA